ACCAAAUGCUGAUAUGGCUGCUGCAAACUAUCUGCAGUCUGAAGAUCAGUUUCUGUGCUCCAUCUGUCUGGAUGUGUUCACUGAUCCUGUCACCACACCAUGUGGUCACAAUUUCUGCAAAAACUGCAUCACGGAGCACUGGAAUACUAAAGACCAGUACCUGUGUCCGCUGUGUAAAAAGGUUUUCAACACAAGACCUGAGCUGCACGUCAACACUUUCAUCUCUGAGAUAGUCGCUCAGUUCAGACAGUCAGCUCAACAGAAAGCCAGUAGCAGCAGCUCAGAGCAACAAGUGUCCAAACCAGGAGAACUUCCCUGUGACGUCUGCACUGGAACCAAACUGAAGGCCCUGAAGUCCUGCCUGGUGUGUCUGGUCUCCUACUGUGAGACUCACCUGGAGCCUCAUCUGACCAUGUCAGGUCUGAAAAGACAUCAGCUGAUCAACCCUGUGGAGAACCUGGAAGGCAGGAUGUGUGUGGAGCACGAUAAACCUCUGGAGCUGUUCUGUAAGACCGAACAGACAUGUGUCUGCAUGCUCUGCGCUGUUUUAGACCACAAGAAGCAUGAUGUUGUUCCUCUGAAAGAAGGAUAUGAAGGAAAGAAGGUGGAGCUGGGGAAGACAGAGGCUGAAAUUCAGCAGAUGAUCCAGAAGAGACGGCUGAAGAUUCAGGAGAUCAAACACUCAGUGGACCUCAGUGAGGAAGAUGCAGACAGAGAGAUAGCAGAAGGUGUUCAGGUCUUCACUUCUCUGAAGGAGUCUGUUGAGAGAGGCCUGAAUGAGAUCAUCAACACCAUCAAAGAGAAGCAGAAAACAACAGAAAAACAGGCUGAAGCUUUCAUCAAAGAGCUGGAACAGGAAAUCUCUGAGCUGAUGAAGAGAAGCACUGAGGUGGAGCAGCUCUCACGCUCUGAAGACCACCUCCAUCUUCUCCAGGGGGUCCAGUCCCUAAACAUUCAACAACCUCCACCCACCAAGGACUGGAGAGAGGUCAGCGUCCAUCCAUCAUCAUAUGAGGGGACUGUGAUUAAAGCUGUGGUUCAGUUGACAGAGACUCUCAGUGAAGAGAUGAAGAAGCUGCUUGCUGAGUCUGAGCUGAAGAGGGUCCAGCAGUAUGCAGUGGAUGUGACUCUUGAUCCUAAUACAGCAUACCCAGAACUCAUCCUGUCUGACGAUGGCAAACAAGUGAAUCUUGGUGAUGUGAAGAAGAAUCUCCCCAACCACCGAAAGAGAUUUUCUAACCAUCCUUGUGUUUUAGGAAAACAGAGUUCUCUUCAGGCAGAUUUUACUUUGAGGUUCAAGUCAAAGGAAAGACUGAAUGGGAUUUAGGAGUGGCCAGAGAGUCUAUCAACAGAAAGGACAUAACACUGAGCCCUGAGAAUGGUUACUGGACAAUUGUUGAAAAAGAGAAAUCAGUACGAAGCUAAUGAUGACACUUCAGUCUGUCUCUCUCUGAAGCCUCGGCCUCAGAAGGUGGGGGUGUUUGUGGACUAUGAGGAGGGUCUGGUCUCCUUUUAUGACGUAGAUACUGCAGCUCUUAUCUACUCCUUUACUGGCUGCUCCUUCACUGAGAAACUCUUCCCAUACUUCUUUACUGGUUAUAUUUAUGGCCGUAAAAACUCUGCCCCUCUGAUCAUCUCUCCUGUAAGAGUAAACUAAUCAGAAUAGGAAUAUUUUAUUGAUCCCUCAGGGAAUUUGUUUGUUGCAAUUGCUCACAGUCAAGGU
Molecule: messenger RNA, 1723 nt
Organism: Etheostoma spectabile (orangethroat darter)
Lineage: Eukaryota; Metazoa; Chordata; Actinopteri; Perciformes; Percidae
Product: E3 ubiquitin-protein ligase TRIM41-like
Exons: 3
Coding region: 14-1327 (437 amino acids)
Molecular function (GO): zinc ion binding
Source: RefSeq, a predicted model, not a curated record